Messenger RNA from Plectropomus leopardus (leopard coralgrouper), 2908 nucleotides. RefSeq names its product zinc finger and BTB domain containing 22a (gene zbtb22a). NCBI's taxonomy places the organism in Eukaryota, Metazoa, Chordata, Actinopteri, Perciformes, Serranidae. Gene Ontology annotation, molecular function: protein binding; DNA-binding transcription factor activity, RNA polymerase II-specific; RNA polymerase II cis-regulatory region sequence-specific DNA binding. The record is from RefSeq and is a predicted model, not a curated record. Gene Ontology annotation, biological process: regulation of transcription by RNA polymerase II.
CAUAACGCUGGUUGGAUCAAUAACUUCCAAUAACCGGCCACACAGUUGUGGGUUCAGCUUUCAUAAAACAAGUGAAAUACUCUCGCAGCUGAGUCCGCAGGUCACCGUGAGCAGUGUGAAAGCAUUUCUUGAUAAUUUAACACCAAACACCCACUCACGGUGUGUGCGAGCAGCGCUGAUGCUGUUUUGUCAACCAGCUAGCAUCAGCUACGCCUACGGGCAAGCUGCUGCUGGCGCUUUUUUUUUUACACAAACAAGCGAUGGUGCUUUGUGUCCGGGAGUCACGAACAAUGAUGUGGUCCUGUAAAUAGCCGGCGACGUCCCGUAUAAAAGUAAAAAGCUCGACACACCGACAUAUCAAAGUUUUGUGUGACCAUGGAUCCGACCUGCAGUGCUUCUGCUGCUCCAACUGGUUUGACUGUGCAGGUGUGUUUUCCCGGUGCCCGCGCCGCUGUUUUGGAUAAUCUGAACCACCAGCGGGAAGAGGGCAGGCUGUGCGACCUCUCCAUCCAGGUGCAAGGGCAAGUGUUCAGGGCCCACCGCUGUGUGCUCGCUGCAUCCUCGCCUUACUUUCAUGACCAGGUGUUACUGAAGAAUGUCACCACCGUCUCCCUGCCCUCCGUUAUGGACCCGGUGGCCUUUGAGAGCGUCCUGAGUUCUGCGUACACAGGCCAGCUGAGCAUCGUGCAUGAUGACAUUGUUAACUACGUCACCGUGGCCAGUUUCCUCCAGAUGUGGCACAUUGUGGACAAAUGCACAGAGAUCCUGAAGAGGCCCCGGCCCUCAGCGGAGGUCACACCUGGAGAGGCGGCUGUCGCUCCACCUGGUACUGCAUCUCGCCAGCAGUCGCCCAGCAGCACAGACUGCUUAUACCUGGAAAGGGAGGGAAGACGGAAGGAGAGAAAACCUGACGCCUUGCCCCCCUUAGCUACGUGGAGACGCCCGCAGCAGUUUCCCAGAUGGGGGCGCCCGCGACCCUCAUCAGCCCAGCACUUAGCUGACUCUCAACUGGACACCAUCCCCGGCUACGUGGAGUGCGAUUACACCAACUGUGAGGAGACAUGGGUAUCAAGCCAAGCCAAAACUAGCCACUUUGCUCAUGACGGACCUGGUCAGAAUGGCCGACACCACGGAGGGUUCCCCAGUGGUGAAGCGUCAAAACAGAAGGUUAGGUUUCAACAGCGGGGAGCGCUGCCGAGUGCUGAUAGGCUGCCUGAUAAGAGCAGAGAGAGCGGAGACGGUGAUGAGACUCAAGAGAAGAGGAAGAGGGAGAAAACAGAGAUCGAGGCGGAUGAGGGAGUCGGAGAAGCUGCGGUGGAGAAGAAGGGAGGCAUUGCACAGAUGGGACAAUGCGCAGACUUCCACCCAGUUUCAAAUGAGAAUGUAGCUGCAGGACAAGCAGCAGGGAAGGCAAAUGUGGACGAGAUGAAGGAAAAAACGCAGAGAAGUUUGGUUGGAAGAGAUCCCUCCUCAGAGCUGCCCAGUGGUCACGCUUGCCAAACAGGUGAAGAAGUCCCGGGUCCUUCCUGUCCAGUCUCAGGCCGGCUGCAGUGGCAGGCGGCUCCCUGGUCUCAACAGGAGCAGCGGCCGCAGGAAGGAGAGGGCGGCAGCUGCAGCAAAGACGAGGACGAAGAUGAUGAGGAGGAGGACGUGGAUUUUGAAUGUUUCACAGAAGGGACGUUUAGCAGAGACACAUAUGAUGAGAUCGAAGAGGGCACGGGACAGGUUUCCCAGAGGCCUUUGGUGCCUGUGUCUCCUGACUUCACCAUGGCGGGCUCGGAGGUGAACUGGCCCUCCACCAGUGUGGGACAGGGUGGCUCGUUGACCCCCACCUCAAGUCGCCAUCAGUCUCCAUCCUCUGCCGCAUUCCCGCCACCUUCUUCGCCCCCGACACCAUCUUCGUCAUCCUCAGUGUCCCUCGCUGGCGCCCCCUACACCGGCAAAGUCCACUUCUGCCACUGCGGCAAAGCCUACACCCUGAAGAGUAUGCGUGACCGACACGUGAAGAUGCAGCACCUCAAUCUGCGGCCGUUCGGCUGUCCCGUUUGCACAAAGUCCUUCAAGAUGAAGCACCAUUUGACCAAGCACCUUAAGACUCACGGGGGGCUGCGGCCCUACGAGUGCGGCCUGUGUGGGAAGAAGGUCAUCUGGAGAGACAGUUUCCUCAGGCAUCAGGCUCGAUGCGAGAGACUCGCCUCCAGCUCCUCGGCUAACAGCAACAACACAAGCACCGCCGCAGCAGAUAUAGAUGACAGCUACAGCUAUGGGUUUGAAGACGGGGAGGCUUUCCUCGCAACGGGCGGACAAGUGAAAGUGGAGGAGGUUGAUUUUCACGGGGAGAUGGAGGACGGGAUGCGCGGCCUGUUGGGCAGCGUGUCUGGGAUUGUGGACGAGCUAAGAACUCAGUCACAAGAUUUAGACACGGAUCAUGUUUUCAAAGAGGAGGCGAGUGAGAGCUUUAGCGGAAAUUAAUGUGAAACUGCAUCUACGUACACAGGAAAGAUAAUGGAUUACAUGAUGACUUUAAAAGUCUCUGGACAAAAAUCGUCGAAGGCUUCUUUGAGCUGCCGCUUUUGUUUCAUCCUUUUUAUGUGCAUUCUUUUCAUGUCAUGAGUAUUUUGACAAAAAAAGGAACAAUCAUGCUUCAAGUGAUCCUUUUUAAUUUGCGCAGUGCCACGUGGCCUCAGUUCUUUUUAAGUGAUGCUGUGAACUGUACACCUGUGCUGUGAAUGUACUUCUUGAGCCUGAAAAAAAGAUCAUUUGCAUUUUGCACAUAAAUUAUUUGCCAUUGAUCUGCAUUACAAAAUAAAUACAAGGGUAUACAAAUGUUUUUUUGGGGCCAUAUUGAUGUCUUUUUCUCAGUAUGUAAAGGAUUCUUGGUAUAAUAAAAACAGUUGAUUUUUUUCCG